GCUGCGACGAAGAGGUUGACCAUGCCGGACAAUCAGAUCUUCAAGGCCACUUACAGCGGCAUACCUGUUUACGAGAUGAUGUGCAAAGGAGUCGCCGUCAUGCGCAGACGGGCCGACUCGUGGCUCAACGCGACUCAGAUCCUCAAGGUAGCCGGAUUCGACAAGCCGCAGCGGACGCGUAUCCUCGAAAGAGAAGUCCAAAAGGGCGAACACGAGAAAGUCCAGGGCGGGUACGGCAAAUACCAAGGUACAUGGAUACCCCUCGAAAGAGGCCUCUCCCUCUCCAAGCAGUACGGAUGCGAGGUCAUCCUUCGCCCCAUAAUCGACUUCACUCCCGAGGCCAAGAGUCCCCCUCUCGCGCCGAAGCACCUUGUAUCUGCGCAGUCCUCCAAGGCGAGCGUACGUCGUGGUGGUGAGCUACCGGCUGCCUCGGUCAUCAGCACCCGGUCCUCAAAACGCGUAGGACAGGAUGGCGACGCCUCCGACAUCGAGACGGCUUCGAUUCGCGGGUCGGAAGACGGUACUAUGACCCCUUCACCCUCCGAAGCCACCACCAGCUCCCGUACUCCUUCUCCCAUCCGAAGCAGCCCCGGAGCCCCUGCAUCUACUUCGCAUGCCAUGGACGAGGACUUCCCUUCUCCCACUCCAGAACCCAGCCGCAAACGGAAGCACAGACCCACCGAGGACGACGACUCAAUAGACGACGCGUUCGGAGCAAACGGCGCUAACCAGUCCGUCUACGGCGACCAGAUCCUCGAAUACUUCAUAUCCGACUCCAACCAGAUCCCCGAGAUUCUCAUAAAUCCUCCUCCGGACUUCGACCCGAACAUGGCAAUAGACGACGACGGCCAUACAGCGGUGCACUGGGCGAGCGCCAUGGGUCGCAUUCGGAUAGUGAAGUUGCUUCUUACGGCGGGCGCGGACAUCUACAAGGUGAACAAGGCCGGCCAGACAGCGCUCAUGCGAAGCGUCAUGUUCGCAAACAACUACGACGUCCGGAAAUUCCCUGAACUCUACGAGCUGCUCCACAAGUCCACCCUAAAUAUCGACAACAGCAACCGCACCGUCUUCCAUCACAUAGUCGACGUCGCAAUGUCGAAGGGGAAGACCCACGCCGCGCGGUAUUACAUGGAGACCGUACUUCAGCGCCUUGCGGACUUCCCCCAAGAACUCGCGGAUAUCAUCAACUUCCAGGACGAGGACGGCGAAACGGCGCUCACCAUGGCAGCGCGCUGUCGAAGCAAACGGCUGGUGAAGCUCUUGCUCGACCACGGCGCCGACCCCAAGAUCGCGAACCGCGACGGGAAGACGACCGAGGAUUACAUUCUCGAGGACGAGCGGUUCCGGUCGUCCCCACUCCUCCCCUCCCGCCCGCUCCCCUUCCGCGCCGCAGAUGGUCCCUCGCUAAACGGCCCCGCGUCCUUUUCCUUCCUCCCCUCGAGCGGCGACCGGCCAUCGCUGCACUACUCCGUGACUGGUCAGAAGGUCGCGUCCCGCUGCGUUAGCGACGUCACGAUGAUGCUCGACAGCCUCGCGGCGUCCUUCGACCAGGAGCUGAAGGAGAAGGACCGGGACCUCACGCAGGCGAACGCGCUGCUCAGCAACAUCCAGACCGAGAUCCUCGAGAGCCAGCGGACCGUGGCGCACCUGAAGACUCAGGCGCAGGGCCUCCCGGUCGCACAGCAGUCCGUCGCGCAGUUCGAGGACGAGCUGCGCGGGAAGAUGGGCAAGCGCUUCCGGCUUGGGUGGGAGAAGUGGGUCAAGGAUGAGGAGGAGCGUGAGCGCGGGGUGCGGGAUGCCGCGGGCGGGCAGCUCAUCUCGUUCAACGGCGAGCCCGUGUCGGAUCUGCUUGCGCUGCAUGCGGAUAUACCCACCGACCCGGAGGAGCUGCGGAAGGAGUGCGAGAAGCUGAGGGAGGAGCUGGGCGGGCACCGGACACGACGGAAGGACAUGUUCGACAAGCUCGUGAAGUUCCAGGCGGAGACGGGGACGGACGGGCGGAUGACGGAGUACCGGCGACUCAUCAGCGCAGGCUGUGGAGGCAUCCCCCCAGAGGACGUCGACGGCGUGGUUGGGAUGUUAUUGGAGACAUUGGAGUCGGAGGAACCACCGAGUUCAUCCGCGGCGUGGAAUGGAGCGGCGGCGCGUACGGGCGCGGGGUUGCCGGCUGGCAGCUGAGUGUAGCAUG
Messenger RNA from Trametes versicolor FP-101664 SS1, 2188 nucleotides. RefSeq names its product apses-domain-containing protein. Gene Ontology annotation, cellular component: SBF transcription complex; MBF transcription complex. The coding region runs from base 22 to 2178 and encodes 718 amino acids. The record is from RefSeq and is a predicted model, not a curated record. NCBI's taxonomy places the organism in Eukaryota, Fungi, Basidiomycota, Agaricomycetes, Polyporales, Polyporaceae. Gene Ontology annotation, molecular function: transcription regulator activity; protein binding; DNA binding. The transcript has 5 exons.